AUGGAGGAUAUCAUCGAGGUUGACUGGGAUUAUGAAGGCGAUGACUUCGAUUACGCCAGUGGCACUACUUCUUUGAAGUCUAGUGCUCUGUCGUACGUCUAUGAGAAUGGGAGACGAUACCAUGGGUGGCGCCAAGGUCGAUAUGCUAUGCCGAACGAUGAAGACGAGCAAAACCGGAUGGACCUCCAGCAUCACGUUUGCCUAUUAGCCCUCGAUGGCAACCUCCAUGCGGCGCCGAUCGAAGAUCCGAGGAGAAUUUUAGAUCUCGGGACGGGAACAGGGAUUUGGGCGAUAGAUGCCGCGGAUGCCUAUCCACGGGCGCGUGUUAUCGGCACAGACUUGUCACCAAUUCAACCUUCACUCGUGCCACCGAACCUCCAUUUCGAAGUCGAUGAUAUCGAAGAAACAUGGGAAUUCGCCGAUAAUACGUUUUCCUAUAUUCACAUCCGCCAACUUACCGGCUUCAUAAAAGACUGGGCCCGCUUGUAUGCGCAGGCACUUCGCUGCCUGAAGCCUGGAGGAUACUUCGAAAUACAGGACUUUGUUGACCCCUUUUGCUGCGAUGAUGGAUCGCUGCCCAAAGACAACAUUCUGAGAAAAUGGCCAGAGUAUUGGAUUCAGGCGGCGAGAGCGGCCGGUUAUCCGAUGCCCGGAACGAGUCAUGUGGAAGCUAUGGAGGCAUCAGGGUUCGAGGCUGUGGACAGCAAACGUGUAAAAAUACCUUGUGGCCCCUGGCCGAAGGACAAGGCCGCAAAAGUGCUAGGAAUAUACUAUCUCCAACAUGGUAUCGAGGGUGGAGAGAGCCUCUCAAUGGGAAUGUUCACGAGGUAUUUGGGAUGGACAAAGAAACAAGUGGAUGACUUUUUGGACGAGGCGUUACGCGAAUUGAAGAAUCCGAAGUACCAUACGUACGGAUCAUACCUCUGCGUCUGGGGGAGGAAACCGGUAGUUGGGGGUCGAUAA
Molecule: messenger RNA, 963 nt
Organism: Tuber melanosporum (Perigord truffle)
Lineage: Eukaryota; Fungi; Ascomycota; Pezizomycetes; Pezizales; Tuberaceae
Exons: 3
Coding region: 1-963 (320 amino acids)
Molecular function (GO): methyltransferase activity
Source: RefSeq, a predicted model, not a curated record